Molecule: messenger RNA, 2153 nt
Organism: Porites evermanni
Lineage: Eukaryota; Metazoa; Cnidaria; Anthozoa; Scleractinia; Poritidae
Source: the annotation of a GenBank genome assembly
AUGGCACCUUUACACCUGGCUUGCCUAUUUGGACACCAGGAAGUAGUCAAUACUCUUCUUGAGUAUGGAGCAGAUGUAAAUUUGCGAGUCAAAAAGACUAUUGCAAUGGAAACACCAACACAUAUUGCAGCUGGAAAUGGCUACAGUGGUGUGAUUGUUAAGGGACUUCUUAUAAAAGGUGCUGAUCCAAAUAGUAUUGCAUCAAACCACUUGAAAACACCCUUGCAUGUAGCAGUCAGUGAAGGCCACCUAGAUGUUGUCAAAAGUUUACUCCUAGGUGGGGCAAUGACUGAUGUUUCAAGGCCUACUACUCUGAGUAGAUGUGCUUCCUGGUGCAGUCCACUUUAUAAGGACAUCUUGAAAUUAUUAAGGUCCUUGUUCAACAUGGAGCAAACAUUGAUGCCAGAACAGAAGACCCAAGAGGUGUUUCUGCAUUGCACGAGUCUGGAGUGAAACUGGACAUUUUUGAUAUCAGUGGUUUUAGUCCAUUACAAAUUGCUGCAAAACAUGGUUAUACAGAUGUAAUGGAUUUGUUCUUAAAGGCAGGCAUGACGGCUGACCUCUGUUGUGUUGACCCAAUACAUACACCCCUUGUCACUUCAAUCAUAUCUGGUCAAUAUAGUUCUCUCAAAACUCUCCUUGAAGCGGGUCCGAAAGUGGAUGGUGUGCUGAAUAAUGGUGCACCAUUGCAUCAGGCCAUACGUCUCGAGCCCACCAAUCUUCUCAUUAUUGAGCUUCUGGUUUCAUUUAGUGCCAAUGAACAUGUUCCUGAUGAAAUAGGCUAUUUUCCUCUCCACUGUGCAGCAUACUAUGGACAGUACGAAAUAGUGGACUUUUUCCUGCAACGUGGUCACAAUCAAAACCAGUUGUCUGAGUGUCCUGACGACAUUGGUCAGUGUGAGACAGCCCUUCACUGCGCUAUCUAUGGUGACAACCCGGAUGUCGAGCGGCUUCUUGUCAAGGCAGGUGUUCGUGUUAACUCUCAAGCCCAGCCUGGAAAACAGACACCUAUAUAUUAUGCUGUAUUAAACCGGAAGAUUGGAAUGGUAGAUCAGUUGAUUAGUCUUGGUGCAGACAUCAAUUUUAAAGAUGCAUCUCGUGCAACACCACUUCAUCAUGCCAUAUUUGGUCAAAAUAAUGAAAUUGUAACAAUGCUAAUUCAAAAUGGUGCAUUUCUAGAGGCCAAGACUCUCUGCGAUGACUUGACCCCUUUGCAUAUUGCCACAAUAGAUGGGACAGAUGACUCUGUUAUGUUGUUGAUUGAUUUGGGUACAUCUGUAAACGAGUCAUCUACACAUGAAGAAACUCCUUUACAUAUUGCUGCAGAAUUAAACUGUGUCCAGAAAGCUGAGACCUUGUUACAAAGUGGUGCAGAUGUGAACUCAAGUGAUUGCAAUGGAACUACUCCCCUACAUCUUGCAUCAGGAAGAGGAUACGAUGCCUUGGUUAAGAUUUUGUGCAAACAAGAAGAGGUCAAAAUUGAUUUUGUGGAUUGUGAUGGCAUAACACCCUUGCACUUGGCUGCUUUCAAUGGUCAUAAAACAGUUGUCCAGAUCCUUCUCGGUGCAGGCGCAGAUCAUAACGUGACGUGCAAUGGGGAAUCAAUUGGCAACAUCUGCUGUCGGAGAGGUUCUGCUGAUGUGUCACAACUUUUAUCAGGAUUUCAGGCAACUAUACAACCUGUCAAAAAAAGUGAACAAACUAAUUGCGUGACUCUGCCAAGGUAUUUAACGACAGUCUUGGAUACAGAUGGCAUCGGAAGGACUCCACAAUCAAAUCAGGCAAGCCAUAUUAUCCGCAUUGUAACUGUUUUCAUAAAAGACUUGAUGAAAGCUGUUGGAGAAGCUGACCCACGUUUUGCUUGUGAAGUCACCUUAUCAGGGAGUAAUGCUGAAUCCUGCAAAGUUAGGGAGCCCAGUGAGUUCGACUUUAUGUUCUAUUUGCCAUCCUUAACUGAAAACUUUGCACCAUCCUAUACCCCUGAAGACAAGCCAGGCUACUGCAAAGUUGCAUUUAAAAAAGGCAACGACAGUGAACUCGUCAGAAACUUGUUAAAGGAUGGCAAAUAUCUCUUCCCGCAGAGAAUCAAAGCCUGUCUCUUCAGCUUGAUUGAAGAUGUAUUCUUAUCUAAGAGGGUCAAGGUUUCACAAUAA